Molecule: messenger RNA, 1212 nt
Organism: Cuscuta epithymum
Lineage: Eukaryota; Viridiplantae; Streptophyta; Magnoliopsida; Solanales; Convolvulaceae
Source: the annotation of a GenBank genome assembly
GAAAAAAUUCUUUGGAAUGUGCUGCGGCUGAAAUGAAGAAAUAACCGGAAUAACCAAUCCCUCAGCCUGUGAUGCGGCUGUAGACGACGCAUUUUUCCUGGGUCGCCGAUUUCGUAUAGCCUUUAUCACAACUUUUCUCGCCGGAGUUGCGCUAAUUCCUUCUCUAAUGGCUGCUAAUACGAAUCCGGAUCCCAACUCUGGCGCUACGGCCAAGUCCCUUCUGCUGCCGGACAUUGGUCCGGAUGGCAUCGCCAGAGAAUCCCCCGUCAUCGCUUACACCGAAAAGCUAAUUGAAGAAGAGAAACUUCAUUUGAGGAAAUAUAUUGAAGAAAAUUAUUCCAAGAUUCGUGAUGUUGAACGUGAAUUGACAAAUCUUACAAUGGAGAUGAAACUCACAGCUGGGCCUAAGAAAGCAGCACUUGAACACAUGAGAAGGAAAAUAGAAUUAACAACUGAGAAAAUACAUGCUGCCAAGCUGAAAGAAGAACAAGCACGCAAGGAUUGGGAAGCCGCAAAACAGGCUGUGAAGGAUGAGGAAUCUGUAAAACAGAAGCUCUGUGAAGAUCUGAAUAAUCUGGUUCAGGAAAGUAAUAGUAGCCAGUUUGCAAGACUGGAGGAGCUAAAGAGGCGGUUAGAGGCUUUAAAUCCAAGCAGAUCAUCCACUUCAAUCCCUUAUGACCAGAGUCCAGCUGGAACUCCCCAGAUCAAUGCAACCCAAGAUGCCUCAGUGAUUCCGAAUACACUCGAAUCAUCUAUUGCAUCGUCUGCAAAUGCACCUAAGGAAGGAAGUUCUGCAAAUCCAACUUCAGUAAACAUCCACAACCAACAGCAACAAUCUUCAACAGAAAGUGAGGGAAGAUCAGCAAAGAAAACCAAUGUCCAUGGAAGAGGAAGGGGGAUUGGGGCAGUGCUAAAGAAAACUUCAGCAACACCUGGUUGGACCGGGGCUGGUUUUGAUGUGGAUGGUAGAAAUUAAAAGUUUGCUCUUUUUUCCAUGUUUCAUUCAAUCAUGCUAGAGGUAAAUUUGCUCAGGCCAAAGUACAAAAGUUGUAUAAUUUGUUCAUUUUUCCCAUACUGGAAAAUUGUCAUGAUUCAACAUUUCAAUAUAUUCCGGACUCUCGUGUAUUUUGAAGUGUAAAGAAAGCUAAGAGACCGCAAAAUGCCAACAUAAUUUCAUUUGAGUGAAGUGCUAUCCAAUUAGUUCGGUUGAGG